AUGGCAGUAUCUACGGCGUAUAGGAUAGAACCAUUCCCAGUAGUAAAACGUCUCCAGCCUGAUCUCGUUCUGCAUUUGAUCAACCGAGGACUGGUUGUCACGAGCAAAGUUCUAGCCAGAGUUUCAACCGACAAUAUUAUUCUAAAUGCAUUUUUACCAGAAAUUCACCAGAGUCUGCUCAAGACUUUAGAUGCACUUCUGUUUUGUGCAAAUGAACAUAUGUUAAGCUACGCUCCAAUAAUCUGCAAAAUUAUUCUGAAUGUUUUGCAAUGGACACAGGAUAUUGAUACUCCAACGCACAGGAUAAUUCGUUUCUCAGCUUACGAGACGUUAAUCAGUUGGAUGAAAGUUUCAAGUUUAAGCAGUUUCAUAGAGCAACACACUACUGAAAUAAUCCUAUCUAUAUUGUUUGAUAUAACACCAAAGGAAUCUAAAGUCAAAUUGGAAAAUAUGAAAGCUGCCAAUAAUGAGAAGAGAGAAGAACAUCGAGGUGUUCAGGAAUUGCACAGUUUUUAUGGUUUCGGAGAGAGCAAAGAAAAAUUAUGCUGCAUAGCAUUGCAAUGCUUCCGAAAGGUGAUGUCUUCAUCUGGAAUAUUCAUGAAACCAACAAUGCAAAAGAAUCUCCAAAGAACACUUGCAGACCUAUUACUACGACUGCAAAACGGCCAAAACAACGACACAAUCUACAACAAAAGUGUGAAAUGCCGAAAACUACUUUACCAAAUAUUCUUCAGCCUAGUUUUACAUCCAAGUUCACGUUUUCCUCCACCGACACACGAAGCCGUCAUAAUAUUUUCCCAAGGAAAAACUGAUUGCGAUCACGACAUUUCGGAUUUGUGCUCCGAAGUUUUGUGCACAAUCAAAAAAAUAAUCCAGACGAAUAGUUUGAACCGGGACGAAAAUAAAGGACUUGUUUUGAACAACCAGGAGGAAGAAUCUGAUAAAAUUCCUAAUGAUACAUUUUUGGUACCACCGGUGGAAGAACCUAUAGUGCUAGAUAGCACUGAUUUAUCAGCCAGUGAUGCUGAGAUGGACACAAAAGAAAUAUGUACUUCCCAAGAGUCCAUCGAAACCCUGAACAACUCUGAUGUUCUCCCGAACUCCCAAACCUCUGUAUCUUCAGCAGAACCUGUGAUUAUAACAUCAGUCAACAAUUGCAAUGGUACGGCUACAAAUAACGUUGAAGAAGAUGAUGAUGGUCCUUUACUGGUGAUUCCAAAUGAUGAUGAAGACACUGCCAAAAAAGUUGACGAAAUUCCUGAAGUUCCAAUUAAAAGACAAAAGUUGGCAGAGGAUGUGGUUUUGCCGAGUUGCGAAGAAAUUGUGGCGGCUGUUAAACAGCAGAACCAUGAUAAGGAAAAUGAUGUCCAGGAAGCCAAAGGUGAUGAAAUGGUGCUGGAGAAUAAUAGUUUGUUUAAGAUCGAGAAAGUUGAAACAGUGUCAGUUGCUGCUUUCGACGAUUCUAAGUCUCGUCACGACUCUUCGACGAUUUCUGAAAAAUUGGCAGAUAAUUCAGUUGGAAAUUUGUCAGUGGAAGAGAUGAUGUCCAGUUUUGUGAGUGAAAUCAAUGAUGAUAUAUAGAUAAAAUUAGUUGUAUCAAACAUCGUUAAAAUGCUAAAUCUUAGAUUUAAUUUUUAUAUUUAUAUACAUUCUCUAAUCCGAUGGGAAUGAAUGUGAUCGAGAGGUUAUUUUGGAGGGUCAUUGGAGAUAUUUGGAAGAAGAAAUCAAUUAUAAAAAUUUUCUUUAGGUUAUUUCUAUUCCGAUAUCUCGUGUGCAUAUUUAGAUUUAAGGAUAAAUGUUUGCUUUCCAUUUUUAAUAACGAGAUUAUUUAGUUCAAGAAUUUCAAUGUGAUUUUGAUUUUGAAUAUUAAAUUAUUAAACUCCAUGACUAUACACUAGAUAGAAAGGAGGUCAAUGUUAUCAAAGUUGAUGACAUUUUGUAAAAGGUU
Molecule: messenger RNA, 1948 nt
Organism: Ctenocephalides felis (cat flea)
Lineage: Eukaryota; Metazoa; Arthropoda; Insecta; Siphonaptera; Pulicidae
Product: proline-, glutamic acid- and leucine-rich protein 1-like
Exons: 7
Coding region: 1-1581 (526 amino acids)
Biological process (GO): rRNA processing
Cellular component (GO): nucleus
Source: RefSeq, a predicted model, not a curated record